Nematostella vectensis (starlet sea anemone) is the source of this 3104-nucleotide messenger RNA. RefSeq names its product nicastrin. Bases 139 to 2253 code for a protein of 704 amino acids. Gene Ontology annotation, biological process: protein processing. Gene Ontology annotation, cellular component: membrane. The transcript has 20 exons. The record is from RefSeq and is a predicted model, not a curated record. NCBI's taxonomy places the organism in Eukaryota, Metazoa, Cnidaria, Anthozoa, Actiniaria, Edwardsiidae.
AAAAAUUAUGUUUAGCGUUCCUUUCUAAGUAAAACAAGAAAAAAAUUAAUCUUUGGCCGGAAGUAUAAGAUACCGGAAGUGCAAGAAUAUGAAUGAUCUCACACAAACACUGGAGGCUGACGGGAAGGCAAAUUCAAGAUGGCUGCCAAAAUGAAAGAGAACUUCAUCUUGGUAUUUUUAAUUAUUGUUCUUUUAUCUUUAGGAGGAGUUCGUUCUGAUGAAGUUGCCAGGUUAAUUUAUGAAGAUAUCAAGGGUGUUAUCCCUUGUGUGUUAUUAACUAAUGCUACACAUCAAAUAGGAUGCACAUCCACUAUAGGUGGCCAUGUAGGUGUCUUACACUUUGUCCAGUCACAAGAUGAUGUAGACUGGCUGUUAAAUAAAGGAAAACAUGCACCUUACAUUCCAAUUCUUACUUCUGAGAUGUUUAAAGGGGAUGUUCUGAGUUCCCUAGCCAAGAAGAAUGUGAUCAAUGGAGCAUUAGUAAUAUUUACAGGGCGUGAUGGUGAUCCCCCAAAAGAAGGGUUCUCUCCAGAUUAUUCAUGUCCCAAUGACAACCAUGGACUGUACCGUGGGAAUGCUGAUUACAGUGGUUGCAAGAAACAAAUAUGGAACACUGUUGGGAAUGCCAUGUCUUUUCUCUAUUACGGAAUUCCAAUUUUUCUUUUACAUGACAGCAAAGAAGUGCAAAGAGCAAUUCAGUGUUAUGAAAAGUAUAACUCACCAGUUAACCGUACUCCUGAGUACCCCCUUUGCUCCGCCCAGCUGAAGGACUUCAUGUUUGCCGCUAAGGACACACCCACAUGCAUGAGAAAGACAAAUAUCCCUAACCCCACACAAAAUAUGUUUUGUGACCCUCUUGGAGACCUAAAUAUCUGGUCCACACUCUACCCAAUGAACAAAACACCAAACGAAAAAGAGAUUGUUGUUGUUGCUGCCAAGAUGGAUUCCAGUUCAUUUUUCCAUGACCUUGUAUAUGGGGCUGACAAUGAUGCUUCUGGAGUUAUUGCUCUUCUCGCUGCUGCUAAAGCAUUAGGAGAUGCCAAAAGAAAUGGUACUUUACCAGAGCCCAAGAAUCCUAUCAUGUUUGUGCUGUUUCAUGGGGAAAGUUGGGAUUAUAUUGGCUCAUCCCGGAUGGUCUAUGAAAUGGAGCAAGGAAUCUUCCCCCCAAACCCCUGGAAGGUUCCUGGCGACACUGGUAAGGUGGAUAAGAACUUCACAAUUGGUCUGAAGAACAUCAAGUAUUUCAUUGAGUUGAACCAGGUUGCCCUAGGAGGGGACCAGCUGUGGGCGCACACAGACCCUGUGUCCAGGAAGACGGGUGAAGUGGACAAGGAGGUCCAGACACUUAUGACAGCCUUACAGAAAACAGGAAAGGCGUCAAAUCUCACCAUCAAGGACCCCUCCCCUGGGAAGGCCAAGCCCCUCCCCCCUGCCUCCUUCCAGAGGUUUCUGAUGUCUAACAACAAGAUCCCCGGGGUGGUAUUAACAGACCAUGAGGCUAACUUCACCAACAAAUACUACAACAGCCGAUUUGAUGAUCUGUUCAAUGUACAAGGAAAUUUCUCCCGGAUCAAAAAUACUUCACAAAUUUAUCUACAAAGCCCAUUUACUGAGAAAGUCACGAAAGUUGCCAACACGAUUGCCAACACUCUGUAUACACUUGCCAACGAUGGUCAACCUCCUAAAGAACCACUCAGCGUCGACCCCUUUUUGGUCGGUCAUCUUGCCUACUGUUCAUUUUACCGCGGGAACUGCCCUCUGCAUCAGGAGGUGUCUACCAAAGCUGCUAUGUCAAAUCUUCCGGCUUCGCCCAUGUCCCGGUACGUGAGCGUCAACACCGCGAAUAACACGCUGACCGUGCUCACGAAUCGCAUUAUGCUCUACUUCACCGGCUACUAUCUCCCUCCCGGCUCAACGUGCUCCACGGAAGGCCCCAACGUAAUGAAGAAAAUGCGGGGAAGCGGGGAUCAAAACGGUGACAUUUGCGUGAACGGGUCCGUGUAUUUCUCCAAGGCGGAGUCUCCCGCCUUCGUCCUCAAGGACUACACGUCUACUCAGUACUCCACGUGGGCGGAAAGCACCUGGAACGCUGAUCUCUCCGUCCGGAUCUUUCUCGUUGCAAGUCCCAUGAAACAGAUUACAACCCUCGUGUCUGGUAUUGUCGUCACACUACUCGCGUUUGGCACCGUGUUCUUCGUACACCGCAAGGCAGAUCAGCUUUUCACCCCGAUCGAGCUGCCGGCGGAUCAGUAACCAAGAACCUAUCGAUCGCGUAACUCAUCUAGGCUAGGGAAGGUCAUAUACUAGUCUGUCUAGUCUCUUAUGGAAUUGAGAACCAUGAAGCUAUCGAUCUUGCAAGGCUAGGGAGACUUUUAGUGUCUUUGGUUUUUAAUAAAAGCUAUCAUGGUUCAGCUAGGCCAGGUAGGCUAUUAGUGUCUUACAUACUAGUCUAUCCUGAGUUUGUAACCAUUACCACCGUUUGCACUGCUACACUGAAAAGUUCAAACCGCAAAGUCAUACACGUCAUAGACUUUUCAAAAAUGCGUCUGAAGAUUAUCUUGCAGGAAGACUUUAGGGUAUAGCGGUCGCCUAUUCCCUUCCCAAGACAUUGAUCCAUAUAACGGACACAAAUGUGUGCGCUAAAUGAAGGAUUUAUUUAGAGAAUUUGAUAUGCGGAUUGACUAAUGAAGAGCGUGUUUGCUUAAUGGAUAUCCGUUGUAUGAAGGUUCCACUGUGUUGAUAGACAAAUUCGUUCUCCCCAAGGGAAUGUUCAUUAACAACUGUUAAAACUUGGCAACCCCUCUUCACUGCAACUUCUUACUCGUCUAAUACUCCCAUGAUAAGAUUUCUCGCUGUCUCUACCCUUGCCUUCAUGGGGCCCUAGAGCUGCGAAUUUCGAUGCAUUGUCGGUUAAAAAAAAACAAAACAGGCACGUGAAUGUAUUUGCUCUUUUAGUGUGAAUGAAGUUUUUCUGUAUUAUUGUCCUGUACGUGAUGUAUAUACCGAUAAGACCUACUUGAAAUAUUUUGUAAUUAUUUGACGGCGCUGUUUGAAGGCGCUAUACACUCAGUUAUUGCUUGAAUAAAAUGGCUAUGAAUAUUUUA